Messenger RNA from Polypterus senegalus (gray bichir), 1586 nucleotides. RefSeq names its product aminocarboxymuconate semialdehyde decarboxylase (gene acmsd). The record is from RefSeq and is a predicted model, not a curated record. Gene Ontology annotation, molecular function: hydrolase activity; carboxy-lyase activity. NCBI's taxonomy places the organism in Eukaryota, Metazoa, Chordata, Cladistia, Polypteriformes, Polypteridae. Gene Ontology annotation, cellular component: cytosol; cytoplasm. Bases 15 to 1085 code for a protein of 356 amino acids. The transcript has 10 exons. Gene Ontology annotation, biological process: secondary metabolic process.
AAACAGGCGGGUGCAUGGAGUCGCAGUCUCAGAUAUCUGAUUACACCUGCUGCAUACAAGUUAUGGGAACAAAAAUGAAGAUUGAUAUCCAUAAUCACAUAUUACCGAAGGAAUGGCCCGAUCUUAAACAGAGAUAUGGUUAUGAAGGAUGGAUCCAGUUGCACCAUCACUGCAAAGGAGAAGCCAAAAUGAUGAGAGAUGGAAAAGUGUUCCGUGUAAUUCAGGAAAACUGCUGGGAUCCAGAGGUGCGAAUUCGGGACAUGAACAGAACAGGUGUCACAGUGCAGGCUCUUUCUACCGUCCCUGUCAUGUUCAGCUACUGGGCAAAACCACAAGACACACUGGACCUGUGUCACUUUUUAAAUGAUGAUCUGUAUGCCACAGUGAAGAAACAUCCAAAAAGAUUUGUGGCAUUAGGAACUUUACCAAUGCAAGCACCAGAAUUGGCAGUGCAGGAAAUGAAACGCUGUGUAAAAGAACUUGGGUUCCCUGGAGUUCAGAUUGGUUCUCAUAUCAACAAUUGGGAUCUGAAUGCCCCUGAACUCUAUCCAGUUUUUGCUGCAGCAGAAGAACUAGAUUGUGCAUUAUUUGUUCAUCCAUGGGACAUGCAGACUGAAGGACGAAUGUCUAAAUAUUGGCUUCCCUGGUUAGUGGGGAUGCCAACAGAGACCACCAUGGCCAUUUGCUCAAUGAUUUUUGGCAGCAUCUUUGAAAAAUUCCCUAAACUGAAAGUAUGUUUUGCACAUGGAGGAGGAUCCUUUCCAUAUACAGUUGGACGCAUUGAGCAUGGUUUUAACGUGCGACCAGAUUUGUGUGCAGUGGAUAACAAUAUGAAUCCAAGAAAAUACAUUGGAUCUUUUUACACUGACUCUCUUGUUCAUGACUCACUGGCUUUAAGGCAUCUUGUGGGAGUUAUUGGUGAGGACAAUGUACUAUUAGGAACAGAUUACCCAUUUCCAUUAGGAGAACAUGAGCCAGGGCUGCUGAUAGAAUCAAUGGAGGAGUAUGACAAUGUUCUGAAGAAUAAACUGUUAGCCACAAAUGCUCUUGAGUUCUUGGGUUUGGACAGAAGACAAUUUGAAUGAAGGAGAAAACUUGCUUACUGCUCCAUGUAAAGACAGUGGCGCUUCAGCACUUUCAACAUCAAAGAAAAAAGGCAGAUAUUGAAAAAGAUACCAUUAUACUCUACUAAUACAUGCUGUAAUUCCAAACAUAUUUAUAAUUAGUUUCAGUAUGAGAAACUGCUGUGUAUGUCCUUUAUGUACAGUAUGUUCCUUUUACCUCUAAUCCUUGUGCCUGAUAAUGCCUGAAAAUGCCUAAUUAGAGGCUGACAUUUCCCAGGAUGUCAUAAUGAAGAACACAGUAUAGUUUCCUAAUCAAACUGUUAGAAAAUGCAGAUACUUUACUAAUUGAGAGUAGUUUAUUUACUAGAGCAGUAUAUGUAACUAUAGUUCUGUAUACAGUUUUACUAUGUGUUCAAUUUAUAAAGAAACACUGGUUAUAAGCACAAUAAAUCUCAAAUUAAUGAAUUUCACAGUUCAAAAUGUACAUAAUGAACCUAUAUCUAUAUAAACUGAAGAUGGCUC